Molecule: messenger RNA, 1434 nt
Organism: Botrytis fragariae
Lineage: Eukaryota; Fungi; Ascomycota; Leotiomycetes; Helotiales; Sclerotiniaceae
Exons: 3
Coding region: 1-1434 (477 amino acids)
Source: RefSeq, a predicted model, not a curated record
AUGUCUGAAUUGGAAGCAACGUCUAGAAGCUUCAUGAAAGUGCCAGAGAUGCGACUUGCAAUCUGGGAAGCCUUAGUCCCACCACCUAGGCGAAUAUACAUGCAAAGAUCCAGCAUGUCUCUCGGGGACAAUAGAUGCUGGGUGGCUAAAGUCAACUCUGAUUCCGGGUCUCCCACAAUUCCAAAUCCUCCUGUUCUAAUUGGGAUAUGCGCUGAAUCCCGGGAUUAUUUUAUUCGCGAGAAAGGAUACACUAUAUUUAGCUGUUGCCUCAUGAGCCCAAUAUACGUGAAUUAUUCAAAAGAUCAGCUUUGGUUCGAGUCUUUAUCUCGUCUUUGGGGUUACGCCAGGAACGUUUCUUAUCAAGAUCGCCAGGGAAGGCGCAACAGCCAAAUGAAUGAAGAAGUUUUGCAAUUAUCCAGAAUUAAAAAACUUGGUAUGAGCUUGACUGACAAGGAUAAGAUAGGGCGGUUCUCUGCCCGUAUAAUGAUUCAUAUAAUCAAGAGGCUCCCCGAAUUGGAAGAGGUUAUCUUUGAGCUUCCAAAAGAUAGAUUUGACGAUUACAAAGCUAACGUAGAUGGAAAGUUAAGCAGUUUCGAGGAAAGGAUACGGGGCCACAAUAUCCUCGAUCCGAGAGCCCCUCCACGGCUUAUUUUCAUAAUGCAGGAAGUUGUGGUGGGAUGCAGCAGUGUGAUGAGUGCUCAGAGACACUCAAGGUCUCGGAUGAAAUCAUAUCUUCAAUGUGUGAUGCACGAUUGGAACGAAUCAUUCGAACAAGUAGGAAAACUUGAGACUAUCGAACUAUCCAAAGCAAUUGAUCCAAAACGCAUCAGCAACGACCAUAGCGAAGCAUUUACUUUGUUUACCAGCCUUGGACCCGAACUUCGUAUUGCCAUGUGCGAGCUAGCAGUGGCAGCUGCAACACCUACUUUGUUGGAAUUGAUAUAUCCAUUUCCAUAUGAACCAGAACACCCAGAGGAUUGUUUAAAAAGUGCAAAAUGGGCCUACCGCCAAUUGAUCACAACUUCAAAUCUUUUGAUGAAUCUGAAUACUACACGUUUUUCAAGAGUUCCGAGACGUGGCAUUAAGAUAUAUGGCCUAUUGUAUGUUCCAAUUAUCAGCCCAAUGCUAUUCCGCCCCUCAGUCGACUUUCUCAGUUUCCAUGAUAUGCAUGACAUGAAAGAAUGUACAGAUAUGGGCACACCAUAUAAGUUCUACCAAAACUCUGGGGUCAAAGUCAAGAGAUCUGGCCAAAAUGACCCUUCCGCUCUAGUACCGUUUUUCGGCAAGAGCCCGUGCAAGAUCCAACCCGAGAGAUAUGGAAGCUCAUCUUGCUUUUCGAGGAUCUCGAACACAUUAUCUUCCACUUCCUGGACAUUUGGUUUUACGAAAAUUCAUGGAAGCAACAUGGCCUACCCAGACCCCGAGUUGAGAUGA